This is a messenger RNA of Parnassius mnemosyne (clouded apollo), 1131 nucleotides long. The record is from the annotation of a GenBank genome assembly. NCBI's taxonomy places the organism in Eukaryota, Metazoa, Arthropoda, Insecta, Lepidoptera, Papilionidae.
AUGUCGACAGCGGGAAAAGUAAUAAAAUGUAAAGCGGCGGUUGCUUGGGAAGCUGGAAAACCACUUACUAUUGAAGAAAUUGAAGUGGAUCCACCGAAAGCUGGCGAAGUAAGAGUUAAAAUUCUGGCUACCGGUGUCUGUCAUACCGAUUCCUACACUUUGUCCGGUAAAGAUCCUGAAGGAGUAUUCCCUGUUAUCCUUGGCCAUGAGGGUGGUGGUAUUGUAGAAAGUGUCGGAGAAGGCGUCACGUCGUUUAAGCCUGGUGAUCAUGUUGUUCCUUUGUAUAUACCGCAAUGCAAUACAUGUAAAUUUUGUUUAAAUCCUAAGACAAAUCUCUGCCAGAAAGUGCGCGUGACUCAAGGUCAAGGUGUUAUGCCUGACGGUACAAGAAGAUUCCGCUGUAAAGGCAAGGAACUGUAUCAUUUUAUGGGAUGCUCAACGUUUAGUGAAUACACGGUUGUGCUAGAAAUUUCUUUGUGCAAAGUGGCUGACACUGCUCCAUUGGACAAAGUCUGCCUUCUAGGUUGUGGUAUUCCUACUGGAUACGGCGCCGCUUUGAACACCGCGAAAGUGGAACAAGGAUCCAAUUGUGCAAUCUUUGGUCUUGGUGCAGUUGGCCUGGCUGUUGCAUUGGGUUGCAAGGCAGCUGGUGCUAAACGGAUUAUAGGAGUGGACGUAAACCCUGAUAAGUUUGAAGUGGCUAAAAAGUUUGGAGUUAAUGAAUUUGUCAAUCCUAAAGAUUAUGAUAAACCAAUCCAGCAAGUUUUAGUUGACUUGACAGAUGGAGGUUUGGACUACACUUUUGAAUGUAUUGGCAAUGUUAACACAAUGCGUGCAGCUUUGGAAGCCUGCCACAAGGGUUGGGGAGUGUCGGUAAUUAUUGGUGUUGCUGCAGCAGGAGAGGAAAUUAGUACUCGCCCAUUCCAGCUAGUAACUGGCCGCACAUGGAAGGGCACAGCUUUUGGAGGAUAUAAAAGCCGUGAUAGUGUACCUAAGUUGGUUGAUGAAUAUGUUAACAAGAAGUUGCCAUUGGAUGAAUUUGUAACGCACAAUGUGCCACUGGCAGAAAUUAAUGAAGCGUUCCAUUUGAUGCACUCUGGAAAGUCCAUUAGAACAGUUGUACAUUUUUAA